Molecule: messenger RNA, 1062 nt
Organism: Medicago truncatula (barrel medic)
Lineage: Eukaryota; Viridiplantae; Streptophyta; Magnoliopsida; Fabales; Fabaceae
Product: ADP-ribosylation factor-like protein 2
Exons: 7
Coding region: 167-724 (185 amino acids)
Molecular function (GO): GTPase activity; GTP binding
Source: RefSeq, a predicted model, not a curated record
AAUUUGGUUACGUCUUUACAAAUUUAAAAAACAAAAAACUACACAGCCCCUCCCCAGCAAAUCAAACAGUGCGCCCUCCCUCACUCAGUGCUCUCAUCUGAUCAUCGCGUCCUCUCUGCUUCACUUUUGCAUCGUCAAAGAAUUCGUUUUGGUCUUCUGUCUAGGAAUGGGUCUUCUCAGCAUCAUUCGGAAAAUCAAGAAGAAGGAGAAGGAAAUGCGAAUUCUUAUGGUUGGGUUGGACAAUUCAGGGAAAACUACAAUCGUUUUGAAGAUUAACGGGGAGGACACUAGCGUCAUCAGUCCUACCCUUGGAUUCAACAUCAAAACCCUCACCUACCAGAAGUACACUCUAAAUAUAUGGGAUGUUGGAGGCCAAAAAACCAUUCGAUCUUACUGGAGAAACUACUUUGAGCAAACAGAUGGUUUGGUUUGGGUAGUUGACAGUUCGGAUCUGAGAAGAUUGGAUGAUUGCAAAAUGGAGCUAGAUAACCUUCUAAAGGAAGAGAGACUAUCUGGAGCAUCCUUACUAAUUCUAGCAAAUAAACAAGAUAUUAAAGGCGCCCUUGCACCAGAAGAAAUAGCUAAGGUGUUGAACUUGGAAGCGAUGGAUAAAUCUCGACACUGGAUGAUAGUUGGCUGUAGUGCAUACACUGGUGAGGGCUUGCUUGAGGGAUUUGAUUGGUUGGUCCAGGACAUAGCCUCUAGAAUCUACUUGCUUGACUAAUUAUUCUCAUGCCGAUAUCCAUGAAAGGGUUCAAAGCUCAAACUUAGAAGAGCAUUCUUAAUCCCAAUAUGCUAUCAUUGGAUGGCAUCAUCCCUGCAUCUCUUGAGAUGUUCCGCAUGGAACUUUUACCUCCUCUUUUCUAAUCAAUCAUUUAAUCUGGUCAGUGUACUAAGCUUAUUUACUGUAAGGUUUUUAUGUGAAUAUGAAGCUGGGAAGUAGAAUACUCCCUUCCCUCAGUAUCAUAUUAUUAGUAAAAGAAUAACGACCUAUAAUAAGCAUCACUUUUAUGUUUUCAAUGUACUAUUUAAUAUUUUAUUUCAGUCCUACCUUAAAAUUAA